GUCCUUCUUGUUUUGCGCAUGCCCAGUUGGCCACCUGCACAGAGGACAAGCCACGAGCAACAAAGCGAAAACAUUGGGCUGCAGUGAAGAGCAGCCCCCUUUCCUGUCAAAAAAAAAAACAAAAAACCCACUCCUCUCUUGAUGCAGUGUUUUGAUGUCCAUAUCACCAGAAUUUUUACAUCAACCUGAUUCAGACAAAUGAUGACUCAUGCAGCCUUAUUUCCAUCCACAGUUAUGUUCCCACAGAGCAUGCACUUACUUGCUCAAUGUGUAAUUUAAAAGAGAACCAGCAUAGUCUUUUGAAAUGGAUAACCUCAUCGAUUUUGAGAUGCCAUCUGUGGCUACAACUCUUAAUGUGGCAAGAGAAACCCCCUACGGCCAUUCAGAAUCUUUGUCUCCUGAGCACCCGUCCUCGUUGCCCAUAGCACCCACGACAUCCAUCUUGCAUCACCAUGAUAAAGAUGAUGAGGAAAACCAAAGUGAUGCAACGGAGUCUGCAGACAGUGAGAACGACAUAGAUCCACGCAUUACUGGGUGGAAGGAGAGACGCUCUUCAUCCUCAUCUGUUCACAGUACUGAAGACACUGAUGCUGAGGCCUUUGUUAGAAAGGAGUUCAUGAAGGCGUAUGUGGAGAAAGUGUUUCAUGGAAGGCAUGACUUGGACCAAGAGGAAAGGGCUCUUUUUGGAGAGAUGUGCACUGGGAAGAAUGGCAAAGGCAGGGAAUGGUUUGCUAAAUACGUUAGUGCACAGCGCUGCCACUCCAAAUGUGUGAGUGAAGCUACCUUCUACCGACUGGUGCAGUCAUUUGCGGUUGUGCUAUUUGAAUGUUACCAAAUGGAUGACUACAGCCCAGCCAAAAACCUUAUGACUAUGUGCUUUACAUACUACUAUAUUGGAAAGUCCCAGCCGUCUCCUUCUGAGCUCCUUCAUCGAGGUGGUCCUCCAGCUGGUAUGGACUCAUACUUAAACAAAGCCAACUCCUGGCUCUCUGGUAAGAAGGACGCUGCUGAGCGCCUACUUAAAAAUUCAUCGAAGACUGACCUCAAAGGAUUUUUUGGAGGCCUCGAAAGCAAACUUAGAAGCUCAAUAACUCAGAAGACAGAGGAGGGUGAAAAUCCAGUUGAGCCUAAACCUAAAUCACCAGUGUCAGAGGCACCAGAGGAAAAGAAGGGAGAAAAGGUUUACUUGUACACCCACCUGAAGCAGCAACCUAUCUGGCACACGUUGCGAUUUUGGAACGCUGCUUUUUUUGAUGCAGUUCAUUGUGAGAGGAAAAAGAGGUCACCAACAACAAGGGGAACGCAAGAUGGAGAGAAAGAUAAGAGGGAGAAGUGGUGUCACAUGACCCAGGAGGAAAGGGAUGACACCUCCAAAAUGGAUGAGAACAUUGCCUUUGGCCAGCUGGGGACAUUUACUCACAACAUGCUGGCAUUUGGACUCAGUAAACAAUUGUGCAAUGAUUUUCUGGAAAAGCAGGCUGUCAUUGGAAACCUGAAUAAAGAACAGUCCAAGUUGUUAAACGACCAUAUUGAGAAAAUGGCAACAAAGUGAGUGUCAGGACAACGUGUUGAAUUUCUUCACAUGAGCCCUGCCUCAUCACUGUCAAGUGGCAUUUAAAAACCCAUUACUGUAACGAACUACUGUAUGUCAUAGUUGUAGCAAAGCCUGUCCGUCCAGUUUGGUUGCGCUCACCUAAGCGCACCCUGCCUCAGUAAUAAUACAUCAGCUGGUUCAGCUUCAAUGUACAGUGUAACAAGUCUUUGUGUGAGAUGAAAAUCUUUUCUGCUUCUGUGUUGCAACUAUACAGCUCAGCAUAGGUUUAGAAUACAGUGCAAUAACCUCGAAUAAGUGUUUUCAUCUGCUACCCCCAAUGAGUGAGUGUAUUUUUCCCUUCAUGAGCUUUCCAUAGCACUGACUGCCAAGUUCAGGGAUUGCUUUGACAAAAAUAAUGUACUGUACUUGUCUGAGUGGCAUUUAAAGGAGAGGAAAGUUUGGUCUGAAAAGCAUCCCUCCAUUCAUACAUUUGUGAUUGAAGUGUGCCAAUUUUAAAAAUGAAUCUCAUUCAGUCUGGAUCAAUGGCCACAGUAAAGUUGGCAAACAAAAAACGAAAAAAAAGAUAAUCAGUUCAGUCAUCUACUUUUUACAAAUUGUCUGACUGCAUUUGUGUUACAAAGUGAGAUCUGACCGUUACAACAGUUAGGCUUCAAUUACAAGCCUAGUAAAAUUGCAGUCAUUGUAGAUCAUAAUCAUGUUUAAGGUGUUUUGGGCUUAUGCUAAAACUAAACAUUUAAUAUGAUGGGAGGUCUUUUUUUAGAGAAAAUGAGAGAGAGAAUCUCAUCUUGUUUAACGGAGUUAUAAUUUGAUGAGAAUAAAUUGGUAAUAUUACGGAAGAUAAAAGUUGCCCUGCAUUAGGAUGGCAUUGUCAAAAAUUGUGUUUAUUUGUUUUUUUAUAGUUUCUUUGUGUGAGUCAUCAUCAUUAGGAAUUGUUCUACACAUUUCAUAGUAUUACCCAUUGAAAAUCAUGAGUAAAAAGAUUUGGCCUGCUGGUCCCUUAGACUGUUUUGGAUUAUGUUGGAAUUUUGACAUUUACUUUUCAUGCUAACAUUUGCUCAGUUUUAUUCAAUUAGGACAAAAAAAAAAAAACAACCACAUAUGGAACAAAUCUUGUAACACAAUUAAUAAUGGUAAAUUAAAACAUUUUAAAAAUGCAACUAUUCUCAUAAGAUUCCACUUUACUCUAUAAACCAUGACUUUUUUUCACUCUCGCCCUAAUACAACUUUGAAAGCCAUAAAAUGUAAUGGAAGACUAGCUAAACUUUCUGCUUAGCUGAUGUCUUUACUAAAUGAUCACAACUCUUUAAAAAGUGUGGAAAAUAUUAAAAAGUAAAAAAAGAAAAUGGUCUUGUGUAAUUCCACAAGAAAUGCAUCACCAAAAAGGAUCCCUUUAAAGAUUUUCCUUGAAUAUCUCUAUUUUGUCUAUUUCUUUGUAUUUUGUUAUUCAUGCAUGUAAUUGGACAAACAAGUCUUGAUAAGUGUUGAUUUAAGAAGAGCGACUGAAAAACUUUGUGCCAACUACUCUACUGCAAAAGCAAUUGUCUUGACUGGAAGCCCAGUACAGUAUGUACUUUUGAAUGCUUGUUAAUAUUUGAGGGUAGCAAAUCAUUUGUCGUAAGUAAUUCUGAUAAGGUCAUUAUGCAAAAUAUAGUGGGCAUUUUAUCAUCUCUGUCAGGUUUUAUCAUGUCCUACGUUGUGUGAAUUAUUCACGUAUAGUUGUACAUGUGGUCAUGCUCCAUUAAGAGUAUUACUGUGAAUGUUGCUGAUGUCCAAACUAAAAACAUUGUUGUACAAGAUCAUUUCAAAUGCUGAUUUUUCACAGUCGUUGUUGUUCAACGAAUGAAUGCGUGUCUUUACAAUGUGUUGCACAUCCUUGACAGAAUCCUAUUCAGGUUCUCUCCCGGUUCCACUGUUUUAUAUGAUUUUUAAUCAUGUCACUUUUUUUGCUCAAAUGUCAGCCACUUUAAAACAAGAAUCAUAAUAUGGAAAGCAUUUUUUUUGUCUUCGUCUUCUGGUGGGAGAUUGAGUACUUUCUGUAUCUGGCAGCUUUAGAUCUUUUUUUUUUUUUUUUACAUUUUUUUGUUUUCAUCACAAUAUCCAUGUUGAUAUGGUGUUUGUAUCUAUAUACUGGAGUCUACCUGUACACUACAUACAGUAAUACCCAGCCUUUAUAUUCGAUACCCGUUUCAGGAAUCAAACCAGUUUCUCCUGAAUCCUAAAGCCUUGUUCUGUUCCUACAGUACUUUUCAAACUGGUAUGCUGUGAAUUAAGUAAGCAUGUUUAUUGGUGUUUAGAAUGUGGUGCUGUCGCUCAGAGCACUGCUUACUAUUUUUAGUUCAAAGGAAAAAAAAUGAUUGGAUAUAGAAUUCAUGAGAUUGGCACUCACAGCGGAGAACACAAACUUAAUAUUUCAAACUGACUGACUUGCAGCUCCUGAGUUAUCAGACAUUUGUUCAGAUAUACAUAUUGUUUUGUUGAAAGUUUUAUAUGCAUGGACAUGUCGUUGUUGAAUGCGGCUGCUAUAAUAAAUGUAUUUUUAUGGUGAA
This is a messenger RNA of Syngnathoides biaculeatus (alligator pipefish), 4101 nucleotides long. Its product is annotated as KIAA0513 ortholog. The transcript is spliced from 13 exons. Lineage: Eukaryota; Metazoa; Chordata; Actinopteri; Syngnathiformes; Syngnathidae. The record is from RefSeq and is a predicted model, not a curated record. The coding region runs from base 305 to 1552 and encodes 415 amino acids.